CCCGCGUUCAAUGUCAAAUACCGUUUGCUUCGCUAAACGUUAAAUUCAAUUUCUCUAUCACAUCCAAUACCAAAAUCACUCGCGAAAUCAUCUGACAUGCUAGCGAAAUGAAUCUGUUGCGAUCGCUCAGUUUCCACCUUCUCUCCGAGCCCAAAUUCGGCCGAUCGAAGCGCAUCAAAAUCUGGGCCAACGGCGAGAGCCAAUGCUACGAAUUCAACAUCAACCCCAGGAACUACCGCAGUUGGACAGCAGUGUUAUUGGACGUCACCAACGUGAUCAAACCGAAUUUCGGAGCGGUGAGAAAACUGAUAGCGCUGAGCACCAUGCAGGUGGUGGAUUGCUUCGAGGACUUGGACCCGAAGGAGAAGUACAUCGCUCUCGGCGUGAAGUGCAAGUUCAAAACCAUACCGGGGGGAUACAGGACGAACAACGAGAAGGACGUGCAAAGGAAGAAGGUGGCCAAGUUGUACACGGGCGAUAUAAACACCAAAACGGAGACGUUCCUCAUCGAGACCAAGAGGAAGAAUUUGACCAUCGUUUACAUGGUGGUGAACGGGCGCAGCAGUCAGAUACCCGAAAAGGUCGUAUUCAACGAAAAGGACAUGAAAAAUUGGGACGUGAUACACAAAUAUCUGACCAAUAUUUUGGAUAUACCCGAAGGUAUCAGUAAAAUUUGUACGAUAUUCGGACAGGAAUUGAAAAAACCUACCGAAUUCCAACACGGUUUUCUCUACGUGGCCGUGCCGUUUCAGGAAACUUUUGUCAUGCUGGAUUACGCAAACUGUUUGGAGAAACAGAACAAACACCGGGGUAGUUACACUAUGGCAAUAAGACCGGCUAAUAACGAAAAUAAAACCGCUAGCGUAAAACGAAAUCCUUCAGUCACUGCAUCUUUGAAAUAUAGCGAAAACAAAGACGCGAACGCAAAUUAACAUAGUACUUAAAAAUUCGUGCAAGUCACCAUAGUUAAUUUAGGAAAGUGCAAAUUAUACUGUGAAAAUUACAUUGUAACUGUAUGCCCGGCAAAAAUGAUAUUCAGUUCAUAAAAUUUAAAUAAACCUCUAUAAUUUCACUAAAUAA
Molecule: messenger RNA, 1080 nt
Organism: Phyllotreta striolata
Lineage: Eukaryota; Metazoa; Arthropoda; Insecta; Coleoptera; Chrysomelidae
Source: the annotation of a GenBank genome assembly